Pteropus alecto (black flying fox) is the source of this 2744-nucleotide messenger RNA. RefSeq names its product transmembrane protein 167B (gene TMEM167B). Bases 140 to 364 code for a protein of 74 amino acids. The transcript is spliced from 3 exons. The record is from RefSeq and is a predicted model, not a curated record. Lineage: Eukaryota; Metazoa; Chordata; Mammalia; Chiroptera; Pteropodidae.
GCCCUUGCGCCUGCGUACUACGGCUCCAACCCGUCGCUGCGGCCGAGAUCGGGAAGUGUCAAGCGGGUGCUGGUUCCCCCGCCUUCGCCACUAUCACCGCUGAUCCCGGACCCCCUAGCCAGGCGCGUGCCCAGCCGCGAUGACAAACGUGUACUCUUUGGAUGGGAUUCUGGUGUUUGGUUUGCUCUUUGUUUGCACCUGUGCCUACUUCAAGAAAGUCCCUCGUCUCAAAACCUGGCUGCUGUCAGAGAAGAAGGGAGUUUGGGGUGUGUUUUACAAAGCUGCUGUGAUUGGAACCAGGCUGCAUGCUGCUGUGGCAAUUGCCUGUGUCGUCAUGGCCUUUUACGUCCUGUUUAUAAAAUGAAUUCCCAAGCAUCCAUCUCAUCAACGGCCAACCAAGGGGAUGAAGGUGAAGAACCUGUCAGGGGCCUGGGCCCAGCGUAGAAGAGUUCAGCUAAAAUCAUCAAAGUCCCCAGGAUGACACCACAGCAUCUGCCCCUACCAUAUGUGGGGAAAACUCCUCAUGGUUACAAACAUUAUUUAUGCUUCAGGGGACUCCAGAAAGCCAAUUUCCUUUAUGUGUAAAUCAGUCCUCAGCAAAAAGCAUAUAAUGUCCAGAUAAAUUACACCCCUCGUUGAUAACGUUAUACACCUCCUGCUUAAAAACCUGUCACCUAUUUUGCUCCUCAGCCCUCAUCAGGGUCUUUUCAAACUGAGGCUCAUUAGAGAAAGCCAUAAGCUGUGUUCAAAUCUCUUGGAAGGAGAUAAUUUUCAGGACUGGACGUUUUUUUUUUUUCACUAUUUAAUUUGAAUUUGGCAAAUUGGCAGGGGGCUUGCCAAGUUGUACGAUGCCAAGAAAUUUUUCAGCUUUGGGAAUUUAUCUUUCAUAUACCCAUCUGGGAACAUAAGAGAAAGGCAUGGUCCUCACUGCAAAAAGAGAACAUAUGAAAGAGGUGCUGUGUGCUGGAAGCUGGAGAGUUUUGCCAAGAGAAUCUGGGCCUACAUAAGAUUUGGGCGUUAUCUGUGAUGAGACCAGAAAGCAAUAACUCAGACAAGAAGAAAUGUUCUGUACACCAGUAUCCCCAAAAGGAGACUCUACCCCAUCAAAUGAUAUAUUGAAAAUGAAUCUUGUUGCUAUUUUCCUGAAGCCUUUUUAUAUUUUCAAAAUUACUGAGAGCUAAAUAUAUUACUCAGUUUUAAAUGCCACCACUAGGGGAAAGAGAGAUGACUGAAGAAAUAGUUGCUUAAUAUAUUUGUAGUUAGGGUAGAAGAAAUAAGUCUAGUAUAUUAAUUCAUAUACUAGUGAAGUCAUGUAGUUUAAGAUUUUAUUGUGAUGUUAGAUGGGAGUUUUGUCAUGUUAUCUAAGAUAGAAACAUUCUUUGUUUAAAUCUGGGUUAUGGAAAUUUUUAGUUGAUUACUUGUUUUUCUUGGCCAUCUCUUAAUUUUGCAGUACUCUUCACUGUCUCUUGGAAAUUCUGUAUCACAUGAACAUGAACAAAUUUGAGUAAGAGAAGUUGCUGAUAUUCAUAAGCAUGUUAGGACAGUUCGGAGACUCCAUGAAUAAAACGAGGGCGGUCUUUAAAGUAAAGGAAAACAAAGGUUUGCAACUGAGAUUGAUGGCUUUUCCGUGGAGUAUAGCACCUCCUGAGUCAAUCAUUUUAGCUGACUCAACAUUUCAAGGGAAGACUUCUCCAUUGCCCCUCCUUCUAAUCUGCAAAAGAAUCAACUGUUGCCUUUAUGAAGCCUAGAACUUCUUUAAAAAAGUUAGUCUAAAAUUAAAUUAUCGUAAAAAGCAAGCACGGACAUAAGUUUGCCAGUUGAAUUGACCAUUAAAGUAAAACUUGACUGUGGGCAAGUUAGCUGUUGUUGACCCCUGUGUCAGUUAAUUGACGUUUGUCUUACCCCAAGAGAACAAAAGCUGCUAGGAAGUGUAGGUUCUCAAAUAGGCAGUUUAGUGCUUUGAGGGGUUCUAGAAAUAUAGAAAGUCAUCAAGUAAACACUACAUGUUUAAUCAUCUCAAAGUUGUGGCUGUUACCUCUUCAGGAACUGGUCCACAGGAUAAAUUUCAAUGACUCAUAUGUUUUCCAAGUUCAUUUCUGAGGAUCUUUAAUAUGAGAGAAAGGAAAUCUGUUGGCACGUGAAGGAAGAGGUAUACCUCCUGAGUGUGAGUUUGGGACCUGUUGGCCAAUGGGAAUGUCACUCUCUAGAAAUACAGAACGUUUGUACUUGUUACUUUGUAGCUUUAAGGACUUUUUUUUUUUCUAAUAGGGCUAAUGUCUCUAAGCUUGGUGCUUAGAGCUGCUUCAUAUUUUACACUAGUUCCAUUUCAGAGUUCUAGUUAUUCAAACCAACUUUUAUAGCCUCCUGGGUGGGUCAUCUUGACCUAAACUCUUGAAUUGUUAUAUUUUGAGAUGUUUUCAUACCAGAACGUACCAAAAAGUACACAGAGUGAAGGUAAUUUACAACAAGAAACAAAUACACAGCUUAUUUCAUUUGACUUUAUGUAAGCAGAUAAGCAACCUGUUUAACUUAUUAUUUUGCUUGAUAUGUCAUAUAUUUUUGACUGAAAAUUGUAGAAGUUGUUCCUCUUAUGAGAGUCUUAUGGGUGGAAGAAUGGGAAUAGCAGUAUCGCCUCUGAUUCAAACUGGCAUCACCAGGGUGGAAUUGAAGCCAGCUUUUCAUAGUUGAAAUACAAUUUUUUAUUCACCAUUGUCUGCACAAACCUUGAAAUUAAAAUUUUCUUU